UUUCAAACUGGCAUCUGUCUAGACGGGAUUUCGGGGCAAUGAUUGGGGUAAAUCUGGAAAGGCAAACUUAAAAAAUCUCACGAGAAAAAAUGAGAUUUACCGAUUAUUGUUUACAUUGCAUUUUUUUGGAAACCGAACCGAAUCGAUCCGGAUUCAACUGAAAUGAUCGGAACAACACAACUUCCGUAACAUAUUGUGUGCUGGUGCGAGGAAACUAAAGCCGAAAACAACUUUGUUCUGAUUGACCACAGUAUUGGACCGAACCUAUCAAAUUGGAGGACAACAUAUUUACUCAUUAUUGUUGGAUACUGCUAUGCGCGAUGAAAAGCGCAAGUGAUGGCCAUUGUUCGGGAUAAGACAUCCCGAAAGAGGCAUGGUAAGGCCCUUAAAGAACGGAAUGUAAACCAGGGUAUACCCGUGUAGGGGGUGUAUAAAGGCGGGUCGGGAUACCCCAGGGCGUAUAGGCCUCGAAGGGAAUCCUCCGUCGUAUUGGGGGCCAAGCACACUCUCGUCUCCUGACUAACAUCAACACCGAAGAACGGGGAUUUGGAUGAGGCCUCGUUUGGGAGUGUCGGGGAAGAGAUCUACAACAGUCUUGGAUAAAAAAAACAUUGGACCCGUGGAAAAUAUAACUACAAUAGGAGCCAUGAUGGAAGAACUGCACAGCCUUGACCCGCGUCGCCAGGAGCUACUGGAGGCUCGCUUCACUGGGGUCGGUGUGACUAAGGGUUCCGGGCACAAUGAAUCAUCCAAUCAGAGCCUUGGCAGCGUGGGCUCUCUCAGCGACAAAGAGCUGGAGACCCCCGAGAAAAAGCCGAAUGACCAGAGAACAAGAAAGAGGAAAGCAGAACCGUAUGACGCCAGCCAAGGAAAAGGAGCAAGAGGACAGAAAAUUAGUGAUUACUUUGAGUUUGCGGGUGGUAGCGGUCCUGGUACCAGCCCUGCCCGGAGUCUGCCGCCUGUGGUCCGAUCCUCCCCGCAACAUCAGACCCUCUCCAACCCCCCAGCCACGGUGCAGCAGGGCAGCCCUUCAUCAUCUAUAGGUUCAGCCAACACAGAACACUCGUCUUCGUCCCUGAAGCCUCUCACCCUCUACGUGAACCACAAAGCCACACAGUCUGACCUCACAGUAGAGAAGCUAACUGCUAUGGAGAACAACAAGAACUCUGACCUGGAGAAGAAGGAGGGCAGAAUAGAUGACUUGCUGAGGGCCAAUUGUGACCUUCGGAGGCAGCUGGACGAGCAGCAGAGGAUGCUGGAGCGCUACAAAGAACGCCUGAACAAAUGUGUGACCAUGAGCAAGAAGCUGCUGGUGGAGAAGUCGAAGCAGGAGAAGAUGGCGUGUCGGGACAAGAGCAUGCAGGACCGUCUGCGCCUGGGCCACUUCACCACCGUGAGACAUGGUGCCUCCUUCACAGAACAGUGGACAGACGGAUAUGCCUUCCAGAACCUCAUCAAGCAACAGGAGAGAAUCAACUCCCAGCGAGAGGACAUAGAAAGACAGAGGAAGGCCCUGGCCAAGAGAAAACCGCCCUCCAUGGCCCAGACCCCGCCCCCUAGCCUGGAGCAGAACAAACGCAAGAGCAAGACCAACGGAGUGGAGAGUGAGGCGUUAUCGCAGGCGGAGUAUCACGAGCAAGAGGAGAUUUUCAAACUAAGACUGGGCCAUCUGAAGAAGGAGGAGGCAGAGAUCCAGGCGGAGUUGGAGAGGUUGGAGCGAGUGCGGAACCUGCACAUCCGCGAGCUCAAGAGGAUCCACAAUGAAGAUAAUUCUACGUUUAAAGACCAUCCUACGCUAAACGACCGCUACCUACUUCUGUACUUACUUGGCCGAGGGGGUUUCAGUGAGGUUUACAAGGCUUUUGACCUGACAGAACAGAGAUACGUGGCAGUCAAAAUCCACCAGUUAAACAAGAACUGGAGAGAUGAGAAGAAGGAAAACUACCACAAGCACGCGUGUCGAGAGUAUAGAAUCCACAAGGAGCUGGACCACCCACGGAUAGUCAAACUUUACGACUACUUUUCCCUUGAUACAGACUCGUUCUGUACGGUUCUAGAGUACUGCGAGGGGAAUGACCUGGAUUUCUAUCUGAAGCAGCACAAGCUGAUGUCUGAGAAGGAGGGUCGCUCCAUUAUCAUGCAGAUCGUCAACGCCCUCAAGUACCUCAAUGAGAUCCGCCCGCCCAUCAUCCACUACGACCUCAAACCAGGUAAUAUUCUCCUAGUGAAUGGCACAGCCUGUGGCGAGAUCAAGAUCACAGACUUUGGCCUGUCCAAGAUUAUGGACGAUGACAGUUACAACUCAGUGGAUGGGAUGGAGCUGACCUCACAGGGGGCCGGGACUUACUGGUACCUUCCCCCAGAAUGCUUUGUGGUGGGUAAAGAGCCUCCUAAGAUCUCCAACAAGGUGGACGUGUGGUCAGUCGGUGUCAUCUUCUACCAGGCUCUGUACGGACGCAAGCCCUUCGGCCAUAACCAGUCUCAACAGGACAUUCUGCAGGAGAACACCAUACUCAAGGCAACAGAGGUGCAGUUUCCCCCGAAACCAGUGGUCACAACUGAAGCUAAGGCCUUUAUAAGGCGAUGCCUGGUCUACCGGAAGGAGGACCGUAUAGAUGUGCAUCAGCUCUCCAGUGACCCCUUCCUCAUGCCUCACAUCCGCAAAUCUGUGGCUACGUCCGGGGCCUCCAGCGCGGCCAUCCCAUCCACCUCCAGCUCCUCCAAUAGCAGCGCCUCAAACUGAGCCCGCGCCGUCCGUCUCUAUGAAACUUGAGCGGGCGGACCUCGGUGGUUGGUGGAGGUGGGGGGUGGCUGCCCGAUCCAGCCACCUCACCACGUCCCAUCCUGCCGCGUCCAGCCAGGGGGCCUCUGGGGUGCAGGCAGGGGGUGUGUGAGGAGUCACGGGUGAGGUGUUGGAGUAGGGGGGUGUCAGGGGUCCACCUGGAGCCCCUACAUCCCCUGUGUCCACCCACCCGGCUCUCCUUCCCCUGAGGUGGGGUGGGGGCUGUUGUUCUGGGGGUCAAAGCCCUGGGCUCCACCGACCGUGAGCAGGGGAGCGUGGCCCUGCCCUGAUGAGAAACGGAGACAUUCUCCUGCAGCAGGUUGAAGAAAGGAAGGAGAAAAACAUAACAGAUGUGUUUGAAAAAUGGAAGGGACUUUUGGAAGAUCCUGUUUUCCGUUUCACUUCCCCCCCCCACACACACACACACACACACACACACACACACACGCGCACACACACACUGGGUUAUUCUUUGAUAAAUGCUUUGGUUGUCAUCUGAGAUGUCCCUGGCUGAGAGUACCAGUCACGGUUGCCUUUGGACUGGCUCUAAACACCCAUGGAUCUGUUCUCCUUGGCUGUUUGAAGGGGGGCAUGUUCGGCCCUCACUUUUCUUUCUGUUUUAAAUCCCUGUGACCAAAGCGGAAGACUUCCAGGUGGUGGCACUGUUCAACUGAAGUUUUUAUAAUGGUUCCAGUCCUGUAACUUGAUAUGAAGUAGAAAACUAACAAAAGGUCCCAUUUUUUCAUACUUUAUUUUUAAGAUUGUUACUUUUACCAAAUGUUAAGGAAAAAUUUAAUGUACCCCCCCCCCCUUUUAGAAAAUUGCCCCCCUUCAUAAAAACUAGUUGGUUGGGUCUAUUUGAAUAAAAAAAACAAUUGCCAGUAAAAUGCAAGGGACUGGUUUACCCAUGUGUAAGGUAAUGUUUGGAGGUCAUUGGGCCUCAGCAGAUAAUUGAAUAAA
Messenger RNA from Esox lucius (northern pike), 3742 nucleotides. RefSeq names its product tousled-like kinase 2 (gene tlk2). Gene Ontology annotation, cellular component: nucleus. Gene Ontology annotation, molecular function: protein serine/threonine kinase activity; ATP binding. Gene Ontology annotation, biological process: peptidyl-serine phosphorylation; intracellular signal transduction; chromosome segregation. The transcript is spliced from 21 exons. The record is from RefSeq and is a predicted model, not a curated record. Bases 551 to 2743 code for a protein of 730 amino acids. NCBI's taxonomy places the organism in Eukaryota, Metazoa, Chordata, Actinopteri, Esociformes, Esocidae.